Molecule: messenger RNA, 825 nt
Organism: Anoplophora glabripennis (Asian longhorned beetle)
Lineage: Eukaryota; Metazoa; Arthropoda; Insecta; Coleoptera; Cerambycidae
Gene: btsz
Product: synaptotagmin-like protein 4
Exons: 4
Coding region: 122-589 (155 amino acids)
Biological process (GO): exocytosis
Cellular component (GO): plasma membrane; exocytic vesicle
Molecular function (GO): neurexin family protein binding
Source: RefSeq, a predicted model, not a curated record
UAAAGUGUUCGAUGAUCCUACUCCCAAGUGGUACAACCUCCAGGAAAGGACCGAGCCGUUCGAGGACGUCCUAUCCUACAAGGGCGACAUCAUAGUGUGUCUGAAGUUCGUCCCGCCAGACAUGACGGUACCCAAGAAGGGCAAGCGAUCGAGGGGGGCGCUGCACGUCCUCGUGAAGGAGGCCAAAGCCUUGACGGCCGUUAAGGCGAACGGCACCUCCGAUCCCUUCUGUAAAAGUUACCUGCUGCCGGACAAGGGCCGGAGUUCCAAACAGAAGACUCCGGUGGCUCGCAGAACCAUCAACCCGGUGUGGAACUACACCUUCGUGUACGACGACGUGACCCUGCAGGAGCUGGCGGAGCGGUGUCUGGAGCUGACGGUGUGGGACCACGACAGGCUGGCGAGCAAUGAAUUCUUGGGGGGAGUGCGGUUUUCGCUAGGUACAGGCAAGCAUUACGGCAAGGCAGUGGACUGGAUGGACGCCUCGGGCAAGGAGCUCAGCCUGUGGAAGAGCAUGUUGGAGAGGCCGAACUUCUGGGUGGAGGGCUGCCUGUCGCUGCGAUCCAGCCUGGAUACUCGAGCGUCGUAACGGAAUACUCAGCCGACAUAUCUAGGAUAUGCGCAUAUAUAUAUGUACUGUUAUUGAUAAUUUUUUAAAAAUAUUGUUAGUAUGUUUCCGAAAUGUACAUGGGUUAAAAUGUAUAAUCAUUUUAAUAUGUAAGUAAAUUUUUAUUACUAGUUAUUUAAUGUAUACCUUUAUAGGUAAUGAUUUCUAACAAACUGAUAUAUUUUCUUAUAAUAUUAAAUAGAUGUUUUCUACGUUUA